Globicephala melas (long-finned pilot whale) is the source of this 930-nucleotide messenger RNA. NCBI's taxonomy places the organism in Eukaryota, Metazoa, Chordata, Mammalia, Artiodactyla, Delphinidae. The record is from RefSeq and is a predicted model, not a curated record.
AUGCCUAAUGUGGGUAUUGAGGAAAAAUGUGGCAUUGAUCCAGUUGAUGCGGCCGUGGUGGUUGUUCAGGUGACAGUGCCCUUCCUGCGGGCAUUCGGCCCGGAGCCCGCGGAGAGCGGCCCGGCGGCCAUUAAGGGGGCGCCGCUUCGCCACAGCUCUUUUCCGCAGACAAAGCCUCCUCGUCAGUCCCUCCGCUGCCGCCGAAGGGGCACCACGUUCGGCAGAAGAAAAAGAGAGCCGCUGCUCUCCGUCAGGCAGCCAGACAAUAGCGGCGGCCAGGCCGCGCCUUGCCAAAGGGCAGAGGACCGGCAUCUUUGUUUCCACCCUGUCCUUCAAACCCGCCCGGCCGCCGUGACGCGUCCGCGGAAACGCGGGUUCCUCGCUCUCGUGCGCGUCGACCGCCCGCGGCCCAGCCUGUGCUGGUGGCCGGAGCCCCCGGGCCGUCCCUCGAGAGCAGGCGGCCCUGGAGGCCGGCGGCUGGAGGGGUACGGCCUCUCCGGCCUUACAGGCGCCCUGGCAGGGCCUCCGUCCCGGGAGUGGGGGUUUGUCUGGCCCGCGGCUGUACACGGCCGGGCCCGCUGUCCCCCUCUCCAGCCGGACAGCAGGUGCCGCGAGUCGGGCCCCGGACCGCGGCGAGCGUGGCAGCCUGACUGGCCGGGGUCGGCCCGGAGCCCCCUCCCAAGCUCCCCCGCCGGGCGCCGCCAGCCUCGUGUCCCUGUGCUGGGAAGCAGGGUGGUUGUGAGGGCUCCCAGUGAGCGAAUGCAGGCAGCUCGUCCCAAGACGUGAUGGUUCUGCAUGGCUUGACGGGAAGGUGUCCCUGGGGACUGAGCAAUCAGCCGUACUUCUCUCGUGAAGCACCGCUUUCCAUUUGCUUUCCUUUGCCUUUCCCCUCACCCUUGAUGCCCUGGAAUUGCACCUUCUAAUAAAAUC